AUGAGGCUCAAUAGUCACAUCAGGUCAGUCAAAUACUCCGUCAGCCACAUCAGUCAAAUACCGCGUGAACCACAUCAGCCAAAUACCCCGUCAACCACAUCAGUCAAAUACCCCGUCAACCACAUCAGUCAAAAACCCCGUCAACCACAUCAGUCAAAUACCCCGUCAACCACAUCAGUCAAAUACCCCGUCAACCACACCAGUCAAAUACCACGUCAACCACAUCAGUCAAAUACCCCGUCAACCACACCAGUCAAAAACCCCGCCAACCACAUCAGUCAAAUACCCCGUCAACCACAUCAGUCAAAUACCACGUCAACCACAUCAGUCAAAUAUCCCGUCAACCACAUCAGUCAAAUAUCCCGUCAACCACAUCAGUCAAAUACCCCGUCAACGACAUCACACCAGUCAACCACAUCAGUCAAAAACCCCGUCAACCACAUCAGCCAAAUACCCCGUCAAAUACCCCGUCAAAUACCCCGUCAAAUACCCCGUCAAAUACCCCGUCAAAUACCCCGUCAACGACAUCACACCAGUCAACCACGUCAGUCAAAUACCCCGUCAAAUACCCCGUCAACCACGUCAGUCAAAUACCCCGUCAAAUACCCCGUCAAAUACCCCGUCAAAUACCCCGUCAAAUACCCCGUCAAAUACCCCGUCAAAUACCCCGUCAAAUACCCCGUCAAAUACCCCGUCAAAUACCCCGUCAAAUACCCCGUCAAAUACCCCGUCAAAUACCCCGUCAAAUACCCCGUCAAAUACCCCGUCAAAUACCCCGUCAAAUACCCCGUCAAAUACCCCGUCAAAUACCCCGUCAAAUACCCCGUCAAAUACCCCGUCAAAUACCCCGUCAAAUACCCCGUCAAAUACCCCGUCAAAUACCCCGUCAAAUACCCCGUCAAAUACCCCGUCAAAUACCCCGUCAAAUACCCCGUCAAAUACCCCGUCAAAUACCCCGUCAAAUACCCCGUCAAAUACCCCGUCAAAUACCCCGUCAAAUACCCCGUCAAAUACCCCGUCAAAUACCCCGUCAAAUACCCCGUCAAAUACCCCGUCAAAUACCCCGUCAAAUACCCCGUCAAAUACCCCGUCAAAUACCCCGUCAACGACAUCACACCAGUCAACCACGUCAUCAAAUACCCCGUCAAAUACCCCGUCAAAUACCCCGUCAAAUACCCCGUCAAAUACCCCGUCAAAUACCCCGUCAAAUACCCCGUCAAAUACCCCGUCAAAUACCCCGUCAAAUACCCCGUCAAAUACCCCGUCAAAUACCCCGUCAAAUACCCCAUCAAAUACCCCGUCAAAUACCCCGUCAAAUACCCCGUCAAAUACCCCGUCAAAUACCCCGUCAAAUACCCCGUCAAAUACCCCGUCAAAUACCCCGUCAAAUACCCCGUCAAAUACCCCGUCAAAUACCCCGUCAAAUACCCCGUCAAAUACCCCGUCAAAUACCCCGUCAAAUACCCCGUCAAAUACCCCGUCAAAUACCCCGUCAAAUACCCCGUCAAAUACCCCGUCAAAUACCCCGUCAAAUACCUCGUCAAAUACCCCGUCAACCAUUGUUUUUUGACUGGUGUGAAGAGUCCCCCCGAUUCAAUUAGCCAUGUCUCACAGGCAAUAACACCUUGUUUAUUAUAUGCUUGCCAGACAAAUCAAUACAAUCCGAUCGAUCGGGAAAAUAAAUGA
Messenger RNA from Physella acuta, 1686 nucleotides. RefSeq names its product adhesive plaque matrix protein-like. The record is from RefSeq and is a predicted model, not a curated record. NCBI's taxonomy places the organism in Eukaryota, Metazoa, Mollusca, Gastropoda, Physidae.